Messenger RNA from Aegilops tauschii subsp. strangulata, 930 nucleotides. RefSeq lists its product as uncharacterized. Lineage: Eukaryota; Viridiplantae; Streptophyta; Magnoliopsida; Poales; Poaceae. The record is from RefSeq and is a predicted model, not a curated record.
AUGGUGCUGCCCGACUCGCCCCGCGCAUCGGCGAUGCAGCCGAUACCUGGCUUCCAUGUCUACCCGCAGGCCUCCCGUCUCUCCGGGGAGUGCUCGCCCGAGGUGAGCGUGGUGGCACCUUCCAUGCCCGCGCCCGCGCCCAUCGACCUCAACGCCACACCGGUGGCCGAUGGCUCGUCAUCCAGAGGCGCGAGGAAACGCGCGCGGCACAUGCCAGCCGACGUGCUGCCGGGAGCACGCAACUUGUUCGACCGAAUGCCGGCCUCCGGCGACGGCGACUACAUGCAGAACAUCAUCUCCGAGGGUGGUGCGCCGGCCGCUGGCGGUGCCUCCGGGGCUGGCUAUGAUCCUGACGAGACACAAAGCCAGGACGACCGAGGACCGUUCACACUGUCCACCUUUGAUCAAGAUCGGGUGGCCUUCAUGCAUGAUCAGGUCGGCCUGGACCUGGACGGCUUCCCCCUCGACCAUGAGUUUCCGAAGGACUACGGGCAAGAGGAAGAGGAUGAGUGCGACAUCGAAGGGGAGCCUUUAUUCGAGGACGAGCUCGCCAACCAAGCUGGCGGGGCGAAGCCGAAGCACAAGAGCAAGCGGACCAAGGUAUACACGGCGGUCGAGGACAAGCUCCUUUGUGAGUGUUGGAGGGACAUUGGGCAAGACCCCAAGACCGGCGCCGAACAAAAGGCAUCAACCUUUUGGAUUUGUGUCCACCGUGAGUUCCAUGAGCGCAAGAAGUUUCCGCCGUACCAAAUCCAAAGCACGCGCGGGUGGGUGUUCAUUUCGAAGAGAUGGAGGGUGAUCCAACAAGAGUGCAACAAGUUUUGUGCCACUCUUGAGAGCGUCAAGGUCCGCCCCGUGAGCGUCAUCGGCAUGCAAGACAUGGCAUUUCAAGCUUUGGAGGCAUUCAAGGUCCAACACAAUGGCAAGUGA